AUGGCUUCGCUACUAUCCCAGCCUCGCUAUAUCUACAAGAUUGUGCCUUCUACUGCACCAGUCCGCGAGCCAAUUCCCGAGCGGCUCAUGGUAAGCGAACUGGACAAGGCCGAUGACUUCAUCCACCUCUCGAUGGCGCAUCAGGUGGGAGGCACAUUGAAAGCAUUCUUUACGGAGGAACCACUGGUCUAUGUAUUGAGGAUCGAGUAUCAUCGUGUGAUACAAGACAUCCGCUGGGAGUCCCCAGACGGGAAAGUGUCUGGUCCUCGACCCGGCGAAGGGCUUUUCCCACACCUCUACAAUGGACUCAAACUGGGCAGAGAGGAGAUUGAGAGCGUUGCCGUCUGGCAGAACGACGAGGGAUGGGACAAAGCUCUCGCUGCGGCAAAGCCGUGGCUUCUGUACUGA
Penicillium digitatum Pd1 is the source of this 408-nucleotide messenger RNA. Its product is annotated as DUF952 domain-containing protein. Lineage: Eukaryota; Fungi; Ascomycota; Eurotiomycetes; Eurotiales; Aspergillaceae. The record is from RefSeq and is a predicted model, not a curated record.